GAAUUUGAAAAGAAAUUUAAGAGAGUAAAGGACAGAGGCGGAUUCCAAAAGAAAAUGGCGGAAAGUCAGUAGCACUACACUCAACUCCAUAAGCUAAAGCAAGGACUAGGGUUACGGUGUCGACUACUCCAACAACGAUGUUCGGAGGUCAGACUUCCUCCUCCGUCUUCGGCACUCCCUCUUCCUCCCCAGCAUUAUUUGGCACUCCGUCCAAUUCAACCCCAGCAUUCGGCACGCCGUCAACUUCCUCUUUCGGCACUGGCUUUGGAUCCUCACUAUUUUCAACACCAUUCUCACAACAGCCACAACAACAACAAACUUCCUUAUUUCAAACACCUCAGAGUUCGGCGUCCCCUUUCAGCUUUUCCACACCACCCGUUGGUUCAUUUGGUCAACAACCUAAUUUCGCUAAUAAUGCUCAAUUGACUACUCAGAUGGCUCCUGUUGCUCCUCUCCCUUUCUCUCUCGCUGAUAGGGAUUUACAGGCAAUUGUUGAUGCAUACAAGGAGGAGGCCGGGAACACUAAGUAUGCUUUCAAGCAUCUUUUGUUCAGUGUGACGGAACCUCAAUAUAGGUCGAAACCUGCUGGUGUAUCUGAUAUUAUGUGGGCAGAGGCAAUGGGAAAACUUGAAGGCAUGGAGAGUACUGAUCGUGAGCGCCUGUGGCCUCAGCUUGUUCAUGGCUUCAAGGAUCUCUCCGAUCGGCUCAAGCUGCAAGAUGAAGUCAUAGUUUCGGAUGCUGAGAGGCUGCGAAUGACACAGAACAAUGUGAAAACGCUGCAAAGGCAUUUCCAAGCUGAUACCCUUCCCUGGAUCGAAAGAAUGAGACAGAAAGAGCAAGGUCUUCAAAGACGCCUUUUGAGGGUAAUGAGAAUACUAGAGGCACUGGAAGGUAAAGGUUGUCGAUUGCCUUUGAUGAAAGGAGAAGCUGAAUUGGCAGAGAAGUUGACUGCCAUCACUAGACAGUUAAAAGGAUCUGGAGCAGAGCUUUCUAGGAGGGUUCAGAAUCUGCUCACUGUAUGCCGUGUUCAAAAUGGCCUUGGAAGUGCUUCUGUUUAUCUCCCUGGUUCAACUAAAAUUCAUGAACAGAGUCUUACUGACAUGCAGGAGGUUUUGCAACAGCAAACUGAGGCUAUUGCUAGGCUUGGCAAUGUUUUGAAGCGAGAUAUCCGGGAUGUGGAGAUCAUAAUGGCUGAGGAAACAGAAAUGGUGGAAGACUGAUUAUAAAACAACCUUGUCAAUUGAUUCUGUUUUGCUUGUAUAUUCAUGUUUUUUUUUGUGUUAGACGGUAAAAAGUGAACAUUUUAAAAUCAAUGUAGGACAUCGAAUUUUGUUCAGCUAGCAGAGUUAUGUUGAUAGAGUUGCAAUUUUUUUUUA
Messenger RNA from Nicotiana tabacum (common tobacco), 1376 nucleotides. Its product is annotated as nuclear pore complex protein NUP54. Gene Ontology annotation, molecular function: structural constituent of nuclear pore. NCBI's taxonomy places the organism in Eukaryota, Viridiplantae, Streptophyta, Magnoliopsida, Solanales, Solanaceae. The record is from RefSeq and is a predicted model, not a curated record. Gene Ontology annotation, cellular component: nuclear pore; nuclear pore central transport channel. Gene Ontology annotation, biological process: nuclear pore organization; protein localization to nuclear inner membrane; NLS-bearing protein import into nucleus.